Heterotrigona itama is the source of this 1608-nucleotide messenger RNA. The record is from the annotation of a GenBank genome assembly. Lineage: Eukaryota; Metazoa; Arthropoda; Insecta; Hymenoptera; Apidae.
AUGCCGGGCAUAUGUUUCCGGGUCUUGAUUAUGAGGAGACGUUGGCAUAAGCGUAAGCCACGGACAUGCUCCGCAAAACGCCCACACACGCACACGCGAUUCGGUCGUUGGCCUUUGCACACCACACAUCUAGAAUGUAUAUUUAACUCACAAUCAGAUACCUGUAACGACAGAGUAACGUUCAAGGCGCACAGGUUAAUCCUCGCGGCAUGUAGCAAGCACUUUCAAGAGCUGUUCGAAGGAAUGCCUGCUUCACCCGCCGGUCUGAUCGUUAUUCUCGACGGAACGAGUGCCCACAAUAUGGCGUCCCUUCUCGAAUUCAUGUACCGUGGAGAGGUACACGUGUCCCAGGAAUCCCUGAGCUCUUUCCUCAAAGCAGCCGAAUGCCUUCAAGUAAAGGGCCUGUCCAUCGAGCACGAGAAGCUGGCGGUAGCGCAGAGGCACGCUACAGAGAACAAUAACUCGUCGACGGACGUCGGGGGUGCCGGUGGUAGUAGCAAUGGCGCUGGUAGCAGCGAUAACGGUGACACCGGAAUCGGGAAUGCGAGCGGAAACGUCGAUGGUAGCGGUAACGCAGCCGGCAAUGCCGUUGGCGGCGGUGUCGGCGAUGUCAGCGACAUGGGCGAAGCGGGUGAAGCAACCAUGGUGAGAAACAUGAUGAAAAGAACCCCCACACCGGCACCGUCGCCCGCCCCUGCCUACACCGUGCCCAGUCUCUACCCUCACUAUUACGAAAGCCCGCCGAAAAGGCUGAUGAGAUCGCCCAGCGACGUCGAUACCUUGGGAAGGGCGAGCGUGUUGCGCGAUGGCACUGCCUUCCGGCCCGCAUCAGCGCCACAUCCGCUUCUGGAGAACCACUUUUACCAGCCGUUCAUCUACCCUUCAGAAACGCCCGCACAUCCUCACACCGCACCGCACACACCGACAGAAUUGGAACAGGAAUUAGAACGAGCGAGGUCCGAGGAACGUAGCAAUUGCGAUCUCAAGGAAAGCGUAGCCGAAGAUCUUCGAAUAAAGCAAGAACCAGUGGCGAUGACCGAUCGGGAAAGGGCAGACAAAUUGGCAGAAAGAUUGUCAGGCGAAGUUUAUUCCGGGGGGAGGGGAUUCGAUGGUGGCCAUUACGGCUCAAACUCGAACCACAUUCAACACGGAGCGCAAGUUGGCCAUGCCAUAGUGCCGCUGCCACCCGCUCAUCCUCCAACUCCUGAUCUCAGUCCCGCACCCACCACACCCGCUAUGUGGAAUACGAAACUUAACAAGGCUGGCACUGUCUCCACUCCCGAUGUAGCUUGGCCAGCGAUAUUUUUUACCUCGGAGGUGGUUCUUCGUUGGACGGCGAGGUCUAACGCGCAAAAAGAGAGCAAUGACAGGCGCCAACGACGACGAGAACCGCCGUUAGGCAGGAUUUAUCGUAUGCUGAUGGACGCCCAGCCGGCUGACGGAACAUGUUCUACCUUAGAACCGGGACCGGUUGGCCUCUCUCGCCUUCACGGUGUGAACAAAGUGUACAAAGAGGAUGCAGGCGACGGUGCAGCCACUGGGAACAUCUUUUGCUCCGGCGAGCAAAUCACCAGGCGUAUGACGCCACGACACGAUAGAGUCGUGUAG